AAUAAAAAAUAAUCUGCGAUUACAGCUUUCAAUUAAUUUUUCUGAUUAAUAACUCAGUUAAAAUGAUAAAUAACGAAAACUAUGCAACGUGCCCCUAUGAUGCAUCACACCGAGUAGCCCGUUCCAGGCUCCAGCACCAUCUAAUCAAAUGUCAGAAGAACUAUCCUCCUUUGGAAAUAUGUCCGUUCAACGCUACCCAUCGUUACCCAGCCCAUUUGAUGAAAGAUCACUAUAAAACAUGUCCGAAUAAGAUAGAAAAGGAACAAACGCUUGUUUUAACCAGCAAUAAUGGUACCGUUGGAGCAAAACGCACUCCGAUACAGCUGAUGCAGAAGGAUUAUCUACCAGAGCAGGAUCCGGAGAAUGAAUGCUGGGAUGAUUAAGUUAGUUUUAUAUUAUAUUGUUUAUAUUUCGUUUGUAGAGGUCCUUGUGGUAUGCAGAAGUAUGUGAAUGUCUUCUAGACGUCCAUCUAUGUUGAAUUUACAUUCAAGUUGGAUUUAUAUUUACUUGCAAAAUGUAGUUGAGUUUCCGACAUUGAUAUGUCACAUAAUAAUAUGAAUGAGUGCUAAGUUUUAUUAAAACGAAUUCAGUGGAAACCCAUGAUUCCAGAAUUGAUUCCUGAUUUCCAUUUUGUUUUGUGUAGGUACUUAAUCAGUAAAAUAUUUUUUUUUUAUUUCAAGUUUCACAAUUUGGGCUCUCUACAAAU
Spodoptera exigua (beet armyworm) is the source of this 706-nucleotide messenger RNA. The record is from the annotation of a GenBank genome assembly. Lineage: Eukaryota; Metazoa; Arthropoda; Insecta; Lepidoptera; Noctuidae.